AUGGCCACCAUUCCUUUGCCUCCCACAGCAGCCAACCAAAGUGUGGCCUGGAAGAUCUUCUGUUUAUGCUGCAGAGAGUGUGAGGAGUCCUGUGUCAUCAGCAAUUGCAAUGAUCCCAACCAAAUCCAAGAGCAUCAGCCAUCAGCCCAUGAUAUGCAGCUUCAGAAGAACGGGCCUGGUGGACAAAACCCCAAGCAUGCUAAAGGAGCCUCCUGCUUGCCUUCAGGAAAACCCCUGAUCCAUCCCAAACAGACAGCUUCCUUCACCAGCAGUGAUUCUGAGGAUCUGUAUGCACGAGCUUCCCAGAGGAAUUUUUACAAGAGGAACCUAGAUCGCUAUUCCCAGGAGCGCUGGCCAUUCCAGACAUGCUUCAUUGGGAGACCCUGAGGCUUCUAGCUAACAGCACCCAUGUCGUCCACCGCAUAUCCACGGCUGCAGAAGAGCCUCCCGGAGGGGGAGAAUGGAGGACUCGAGGAGGAGGAGUAGAAGGAAGAGGAGGAGGGAGGAGAGUGGACAGGAGUCAUGAAGACUGAUUCAGAAACUCCCCUGGAGGAGGAGAAGAUGUCUGAGCCAUCCUUGUGCCACCAGCAAGAGUCACACCAGCCCCUGAAAAAGCCACUGUGAGGGGAUCUGCCUCUAAUUAAAGUCCUUGGUCAAAUCA
Lemur catta (Ring-tailed lemur) is the source of this 661-nucleotide messenger RNA. RefSeq names its product testis expressed 48 (gene TEX48). Lineage: Eukaryota; Metazoa; Chordata; Mammalia; Primates; Lemuridae. The coding region runs from base 1 to 387 and encodes 128 amino acids. The transcript has 3 exons. The record is from RefSeq and is a predicted model, not a curated record.